GUUAGCGGUGGCACCGCCUCUCUCCUUUGCGCAUGCGCUCUGCUGCCGUCGCCGUGGCAACGGGACGCGGCGCCAGGCGGCCGUGAGGGCCGAGAGCGGGUGGGCGACAUGUCCGAGAUCCUGAGCGAGUGGCUGAACCAGGAGGUGAAGCUGUCCCGGAGCCUGGUUCCAGGAUCGCUUUCAGAAGAAUUUUCUACUGGCUACCUGUUUGGAGAACUUCUGCACAAAUAUGGUCUUCAGGAUAACUUUAAUCAGUUUUCACAGAGCAGGGCUACAAAUGCAAAGCUUAACAAUUUUUCUCUUCUGGAGCCCACACUUCACCUGCUUGGAGUACAGUUUAAUGAGAAUGUGGCCCAUGACAUCAUGGUAGGAAAGCACGGGGCUGCAACAAAGCUUUUAUAUGAAUUGUACAUUGCUUUAGAAAAAAUGAGAAAGGCAAAGCUUACUGGAGUAGCUAUGGAAGCAAUGAGAUCUGCAGCACCUGCAAGGCUCAAGACUAUUGGAAGUGUUUCAUUUCGAGAGCGUUUGAAAUCUUUAACAUUACGUCAUGCUGAUAUGCAACCACAGAAGGUUUCAGAUCAUCUUGAAAGGAAAUCUAAAGUAGUAGAAGAUAAAAUAGCUCGUAUGCACAUUUCAGAACAACAGAAAUCUCUAAAGCCUCAAGAAGAGCAAAAAGCCCAAGACACUGAAAAGCAUCUCAUAGGAAGAAGACAAAAUGAAAUAAUGGCCCGGAUUCAAGCAGCCAUUAUACAAGUUCCAAAGCCAUCACUAAGCCACGCCUUAAAAGCUAAUGAAGCAAAAAAAUUGCUAAAGAAGAAAAGAGAAGCAGAGGACACUUACAAGGAGAUUAGCAACUUUGAGAAGUCCAUGAUAAGAAAUGCUUUUGAAGUACGCAGCCAAUUCAUUGAUAGUGAAGUACAAGAAUCAUUGCAAACACAGAAGUUGAUAGAAACAGCCCUAGAAACUACAGCACAGGCAGCAACUGAGCUAUUACCUACUCAUUCAGAUGAUGACUAUGUAAAAAAAAUUCAAAAAAAAUUGGAGGAAGAUACCUCUGCUAGAGAACAACGAGAAAAGAGACGUCAUAAAAUGUUAAUGGAACAGUUAACAGCACAUGAAGCAGAAGAGGAGAUUUACCAGGAGGAACAACUUAUUUACAAGCUAAUGAGACAAUCUCAACAGGAGCGGAGGAUUGCUGUUCAACUCAUGCACGUUCGACAUGAAAAAGAGGUGUUAAAACAAAAUAGAAUUUUCAGGGAAAAGCAAUAUGAAGAAAGACGACGGAAAGAGUUCCAGGAAGCUCUUGACAGAGAGGCGGCUCUUGCAAAACAAGAAAAAAUUGAUUGUGAAGAACAAAUUGCCAAGGAAAGAGAGCUUCAUGAGAAAAUUGCCAUUGAAAGAAUUCAAGCUCGUUAUAAAAAGCAUUAUUCUGUAUGUUGGGAAGUGACUGACCAAAUUGUUGAUUUGUCAACAAAAGUAGGAGAAUAUCGACUAUUGACAAACAACAAAGUUCCAUUAAAACUGAUGCGUGAUUGGAAGGAAUUAUUUUUCCAUGGAAAAUCAAUAUAUGAAAAAGCCUCAAUUAAAAAUUUGCCAAGUGAACCAAGCCCAGAACAACUUACAGAAUUGAAUAAAAUGGAUCUAUUAGAUGAAAAAGAUUAUGGUGAAUACAAGAGUAUGACAGGGGAAUGGUGCCCAACUGGAGAGAACAAAGAAAAUAAAUGUCUUCUUAAUAAUAAUAUUUUGGGUCAUGUGCUUCAUAGACUGAUGGAGAUUUUCUAUCCUUCAAAACCCAAAUGUUUACUGCCUGUAUUUCCUCCAUUUCCUAUCAAGGGAUGUAUUCUGGGAAAAGUUUUUAGUGGAAAAACUACCUGUGUAAAGUUUCUUGAAAAAGUUUGCAAUGUUCAGGUACUGUCUGUUGAUACUCUGGUUCAGGAGGCCAUCCAAGCUUUUCUUAAUAAUGAAAUGAAAACUGAGCACACCUUGAUUUCACAGGAAGCAGAGAGUUCUGCAGAACAAAGUAAGGAUCAGAGGAACUUCUCAGAAUCAUCAAUGGAAUUUCCAACCGGAGUACUUACCAGUGGAACUAAAGGUAAUCAUCCUGUCAAAAAGCAUCCAUAUGAUCAGGAAAUUGUAUCAGACCACAAAGCGAAUGACAUAUCCAUGCUAUCUGUACGUGCCCAGCUUGGUGCUGCAUCACAGGAAUUAUUGAAGAAAGGAAAAAGUAUUCCUGAUGAAUUACUAGUUGACAUCCUAUUGGAAGCCAUUAACCAAACACCACCAGAGAAGGGGUGGAUUCUGGAUGGAUUUCCAAUGACAAUUAAUCAGGCAAGGCUAUUUGAAAAAGCCUAUACAGGGAUUGAUCCAGAUGAAACAGAAGCAGAAUGUGUGAACAGCAGAAAGCUCUUACUUGUAGAACCUAGUACCCCCCAGAAGCCUCUUGUUGCCUUACCUGCAUUUGAUGUUUCUGUACUAUUGGAUAUUUCAGACACUACAGCACUGAAACGUGUGGCUAGUUUGAAGUCAGAUAAAUCAAAGCCCUCUCAAACUGAACAGGAGGACAACAGUCAAAAUUCAGAUGUUAAAAUCGUAGAAGAGAAGACUGACUUAGCAAGAGACGACGUGUUGCACAGAAUUUCAAGCUUCCUAGACACAUGGCCAAAAUUAGAGAACUGGUUUUCAGUCCAUCAAAAUACUCUAGUGAAGGUCAAUGCAGAGACAGAAGAAAGUGUUGUGUGCAAAACUGUAAAGGAAAUUCUGAUCAAAGAAAUUGUCAAAAACCAGAAUAGAAAGUCUGAACAAGAAGAAUCACCAGCAGAAAAGGCUUUGCCAGAUACACCUCAAGAUCUGCUUACUUCUAUUUCUGAGACACCACUGCUUACUUCUAUUUCUGAGACACCACCGCUCAUUAAGCCAGGAACAGAUGAAUGGAUUUAUGUAGAUGAGCCACUUCCCAAGGAGGUACCUGAUUUUUUAGUACCUUAUUGGGAAAUGGUAGAAAAUGUGUAUGUGAAUACUAUCAAAACUGUACUCAGAUGUCUAAGGGAUGAACGGUACUCUUUGAUAUAUUACUUAGCAGAUAUCAGAAAAAAUUUCCAAGAUUAUUUACAGCGUCCAGAUCUUAAGCAGGAGUUUGUAUCCCAGUGGCAAUCAGAUUUUAAUUCAAUUUCUGACGAACUGCGAGAAGAUGAGGAAACAAAAGCAGAGCUACAUCAAAGAUUAACUGACUUAAGAGAUCGUCUCUGGGAUAUCUGUGAUAAAAGAAGGGAAGAAGCAGAGCAGGAACGUACUGAUAUCAUGAAUGAUGGCUGGUUGCGAGAUCAUAGGGGGAUUGCAAUAAACCAUUUUUUUACACUUAUGCAGGUAUGGCGCAGAGCUCUUCUGUGGAGUCUGCAAUGGACAAGACAACUUUUUGUUCUUACGUGUUCUUUCAAUUGCAUUCUUCCACAGCUAUCUGUACGUGCCCAGCUUGGUGCUGCAUCACAGGAAUUAUUGAAGAAAGGAAAAAGUAUUCCUGAUGAAUUACUAGUUGACAUCCUAUUGGAAGCCAUUAACCAAACACCACCAGAGAAGGGGUGGAUUCUGGAUGGAUUUCCAAUGACAAUUAAUCAGGCAAGGCUAUUUGAAAAAGCCUAUACAGGGAUUGAUCCAGAUGAAACAGAAGCAGAAUGUGUGAACAGCAGAAAGCUCUUACUUGUAGAACCUAGUACCCCCCAGAAGCCUCUUGUUGCCUUACCUGCAUUUGAUGUUUCUGUACUAUUGGAUAUUUCAGACACUACAGCACUGAAACGUGUGGCUAGUUUGAAGUCAGAUAAAUCAAAGCCCUCUCAAACUGAACAGGAGGACAACAGUCAAAAUUCAGAUGUUAAAAUCGUAGAAGAGAAGACUGACUUAGCAAGAGACGACGUGUUGCACAGAAUUUCAAGCUUCCUAGACACAUGGCCAAAAUUAGAGAACUGGUUUUCAGUCCAUCAAAAUACUCUAGUGAAGGUCAAUGCAGAGACAGAAGAAAGUGUUGUGUGCAAAACUGUAAAGGAAAUUCUGAUCAAAGAAAUUGUCAAAAACCAGAAUAGAAAGUCUGAACAAGAAGAAUCACCAGCAGAAAAGGCUUUGCCAGAUACACCUCAAGAUCUGCUUACUUCUAUUUCUGAGACACCACUGCUUACUUCUAUUUCUGAGACACCACCGCUCAUUAAGCCAGGAACAGAUGAAUGGAUUUAUGUAGAUGAGCCACUUCCCAAGGAGGUACCUGAUUUUUUAGUACCUUAUUGGGAAAUGGUAGAAAAUGUGUAUGUGAAUACUAUCAAAACUGUACUCAGAUGUCUAAGGGAUGAACGGUACUCUUUGAUAUAUUACUUAGCAGAUAUCAGAAAAAAUUUCCAAGAUUAUUUACAGCGUCCAGAUCUUAAGCAGGAGUUUGUAUCCCAGUGGCAAUCAGAUUUUAAUUCAAUUUCUGACGAACUGCGAGAAGAUGAGGAAACAAAAGCAGAGCUACAUCAAAGAUUAACUGACUUAAGAGAUCGUCUCUGGGAUAUCUGUGAUAAAAGAAGGGAAGAAGCAGAGCAGGAACGUACUGAUAUCAUGAAUGAUGGCUGGUUGCGAGAUCAUAGGGGGAUUGCAAUAAACCAUUUUUUUACACUUAUGCAGGUUGAAAUGGAUCGUUUCCAGGAUACAAAGAGACUUCUUCAUGACUAUUAUAGAGCAAUGGAAGGAAAAAUACCAACAGAGGAUGAAAAAGAUUUUACUAGACUCCCAUUGCUAGAUAUUAUUGACAAUGAACAGAAAGAAGAUCAGAAUGAAUCAAGAAGGAUUCCUCUAGUUCCUUACAAGUGGCCUUUACCAGAAACAAGUGUUACCAAGUCAAAAAGCAAGGGAAAUCUACUGAAGACUAUUAGGGAGGAAAAUACUUCUGAAAAUGUAGUGGUCGGUUUUGGUAAAGAUGAAAAUGUUAUUUGUGAUACCUGGCAAACAGCAGUAACGGCAGUAUCAGAAAUGGUAAGAGCAGAAGAGGAGAUGGAAGGAGAUAAGCAGUCAGAAAUGAAAGAAGAUAUGAAGUCUUCUCAGGCAGCAUCAAGCAAAUCUACUGGGAAGGAUACCAAAAACACCAAAAAAUCUUCCAAAACACCUAAUAAAAAGAAAGCUGAAGAGACUCCAGUUCCUUUAACCGCUGAAGAACUGAGGAAACAAGAACUGACACUUAAAAUACAUCAAGAAUACCUUGCUGCACUGAAACAUGAGGAGAAAGAUACAAUAACUCGACUAGAACUUAUAAAAGAAAAAGCUUUAGCAUAUAUUGAAGAGCUGACAAUGAAAGCAGAAGAAGUUUAUAAAGAAAUGGAACAGUGGCUUGGAGCAAGGUUCCUAGCAGAAAUGUCCAGUGUUGAAAAGCUGAUUGAGGUAGGCCGGCACCAUAUUGAAAGUUCUAGCAAAAUCCAGUAUGAAAUGAAUUUAGAACAAACAGAUUUCUUCAUCAGCAAUGAUGUAAAAGUGAUUCCUGAUCCUGUUCCUCCACCACCAGCUCCACCAGUAGAGACUUCUGAUAGUAAUACUCUAACUAUUUCACAACUUAACACAUUUCAUAAACAUUUUCUUCAAGUGGCACCGAAAGCAAUAAGAGCACUGAAACAAUUUAAAGGCGGGAGUAAUUCUUCUAGCAAGAGAGAAGUUGGUGACAGAGGGAAAGGAAAGAAAGAUUCGGAACAUACAAGGAUAAAGAAGAAUCGCUGGUUUCCAAAAAUAUGGCUAACAAAAUACUCCUGGUUAAAAUAUGACGAUGAAAGGGGAAUAAUGUUCUGUGCAUUGUGUCGCAAGCAUGAUGUGGACCUGGGGGAAAGAAUUCAUAAUUUUUGUUCUGGCACUGAUGACUUCAAACUGGAAUUUAUAAAUACACACCAAAACAGUGAAGCACAUGCCUGGGCUACCUGCAUGGAAGCUGCCAGUACUGCUUCACCAAAUACGGCUUCUGCUGAGCAGAUGUUGAAGAGUGUGAACUCCAUAACAAUAGGAAGAGUAGAAAGUACUUUUAGAACAUACCAUGCAAUUGCUAAAUCUGAUUGGCCCUUUACAGACCUGGACUGGAUUUGUAAACUAGAUGAUGUGAAAGGAACAGAUAUUGGUUCUGUGUUCAGAAAUGCUAAGUCAGCAAGAAUGUUUAGACAUUGUAUGGCUGAAGUAGAAAGAAAAGCUCUAAAAGAGAAACUAGAGAAUUGUAAAUUCUUUUCUCUUAUUAGUGAUGAAUGCACGGAUAGCAUAUUCCGAUCAGUUGCAGUUGUUUAUGUGCGCUUUGCAAAUGAAAGAAAAGUUCACUGCUGGAUUGUUGGGAUUCAACCUGUUCAGAAAAACGAUGCUUCAACUAUAAAAAGUGCAAUCAAGGAAACAUUUCAAAUAAAUCUCCGGCUUAGUUUGUCAAGCCAAGACUGGUCAAGAAAAUUAGUUGGACUUGGAACUGAUGGAACAGAAGUAGUGACUGGUCAAAAUGAUGGGGUAGCUAAUCUCAUGAGGGAAAUCCAACGUUGUGUACAAUCUGUACAUUGUUUUGCUUACCACCUAAGGCUGGCUUACAAGAAAGUACUGGAAAACAUUCAGCCAUACAGUAUCUUAACCAAUGGCUUGAGAAAUGUGUACUACUUCUAUCAUAACUUGACUCUAAAUAAGAAUAAUAUCAAAGCUAUGUACAAAGCCAUCAAGUUACAUCCAGCUAUUCCGUCUUGCAUUGGAAGCUCCCAGUGGAUUCCUCGCUUACAGACAGCACUACAAAUUCUCCUUAAUGGUUCUCCUGCAUUUGUUCUACAUCUGAAUGAGAUUAAAGAAGAUUCGAGGACCUCAAACAGGCAGAAAGUCAAAGGCCUAUUGUAUCUCCUUCUGAAAAUUGAGAUAGUCAAGUUUUCCCAUUUCUUACUGGAUGUCAUCAAUGUUCUCAACAUUCUGUUAUGUGUUACUCUGGAUCAGAAUUCCUCCAUUGCAGAUAUAUUUGCAGCCAUUCAGUCAACCAUGGAAACACUCCAAAUGUAUCAAACAAGAGCUAGUCCAAAGGAAUGCUUGACAGAGACCAUUCAGCAUUUUUAUGGCCACCACCUUGUUGGAAAUAGAAAUAUUUCAGCAGUACAAACCAAAAUACUAAGUGAUUUGGUGAAGAGUUUAAGUGAUUGUUUCUGUGAUGGUAAUCAAGAUGUAUUGAAAGCAACUCUUAUUGGAAGUUUUAAACUAUGGCCUAACAAAAUGAAACAUGAAUUUGGUGAAAAGGAAGUAUCUGUCUUGAGUAAACAUUAUGAAGCCAUACUAGAAUCUGCUGGUGUAAAGAUCACUGAAGUUGAAACUGAAUGGAACAUGUUGAAAUUAGAGCUAUAUAACAGAUUUCAGAACAUCCAGACCUUGACAUGGGAUUCAGUGAAUGCACAUUAUUCAAAGAAGUAUCCCAAUAUCCUGGCAUUGGUAGAUCUGAUCCUAACUCUGCCAGCAAGCUCAGCUAAAAGAGAGCAAGUCUUCGGUCAAAUGAAAUUCAUCGUGAUGCAUCUGCACUUUAAACUAAUGUCUGAAAGUGUGAUUACAGAUUUUAUGACAAUCCAGAUGAAUUCUCCAGAUAUCAAAAAAUGUGACCCCUGAGAAACUAUUCAUUUGUGGAAUGAUACUUGGCAGAAAAAUAGUACACUACAGGCAUAUGAUAUGCAUAUCAAAGAAAGACCAGUUUGCUCCUAUGAGUUUGAUUUGGAGAGCCAGAGUGGAAGUGAUCAGAUGAUUUCCUUCAAAAUCAUUCUUAUAACAUCUAUGGACAGUUUACCAACAUAUCUUGCAAGAUUAAUGAGUGUAAAAAUUCUCUCUUUUCCAUGUGUCCUACCAAAGGAAGUAUUUAUUGAAAUUUUUACAGAUCUGAUUAAUUCAAAUCUUGGAACUGAUUACCUUCCUGAUGCGUGGAAUAACCUAACGCCUAAAGAUUUACAUAAUCUGGCAAAUGCAUUCAGCGAGAACACAGAACUGAUUGACUGGCGCAGAUUCAUGUUAGCAGCAGCACAGCCUUGGCCAGUGCCAUCUGUGACACAACUUCUCAAAACCCUCUAUAGCUUCAUGUCAGUUGAUGUACUUGGAUUUGACUUUGUUACACUGAAAGACUGUAUGCAGCUUGGCUUAUGGUUUAAUGGAAGUGAAGAUCUAAGCAUAACAGAAGAUUGCACAAAACGGUUGCCUUUUGAUAGGCUAGGGAAUCUUGUCAAAUUUUUCUUCAGUUUAUUUGCUGAUACUGGAAGAUUUCCUGCACUGCUCAACUAUUUUGAGAUGUUACUUUAUUUUGCUUCCCACUCUGAUCCUGUUGAAGGUGUUUACAGAGCACUUUGUGUAGCUACUAGAACAUAUAUUCAGAGAAAAGAAUCUUCUCUUGUGUGUGAGACUUUUCCUUAUACUAGCACAGAAGAAGAUGAAAAUGAACUCUUGAGUUAUAGAGGUGAAGGAGUAGUUUCACUGGAAACUCUGCUCAAAGUGUUUCAUGAUGGAGGAAGUAGGGAUGAAGAUAAUCAAAGAUUUAGUAGUCUGGAGACGGAAGGCAGUUAUGAUAAGCAUUUCUUAAGAGUAUAUAAAGAAUUAGGCAGUGAAGAUCUGACACCUCUUCCACUUGAACUCCUUUUGAAGCACCCUUUCAUUCAAGAAUUGAUUCAGAAGUACCAAGGGUACAAACUUCAUGAUAUUCAAUUCUUCCUUCAAAGAGAUGAACCAGCACAGACAAUUGAUGAGAAAACCACAUGUAAUGACAGUGAUGUAUGAAAACCUGUGGUUCAUAUACAAAUUGUUUUUCUAAAAUGUAUGUAAGAAAUGAGCGCUAGAUCUCCAUCCCUCCCUCCCAUAGGAAAGGUUUAUUCAUUUACUGUCACGAGAGUCAAAUCCUGAAGCACUUACACAUUUAGUUAUUACUUUGAAAGUUAUUACUUUGAAUUAAGAAGAAGAAGAAAAUAAGGAAACAGCAACCAACAACAGUAAAACCAUUAAAAACAAGGAAAGAAAUUUAUGAGUUCAUACUAAACAGUCUGAUAUAGCCAAAAUAAAACUUGUUUCUGAACUUAAA
Coturnix japonica (Japanese quail) is the source of this 9049-nucleotide messenger RNA. Lineage: Eukaryota; Metazoa; Chordata; Aves; Galliformes; Phasianidae. The record is from RefSeq and is a predicted model, not a curated record.